UUUAGAGCGAGCAAUUUUCGCCGUAAAAAAACGCCAAUUUCGUGUAAUUUGGUUUCGGGUUAAUCUUCGGAUCGUUCUGAGUCAAUUACACGUAUUAUCGCGGUAAUUGUGCGGACGCGUGUGUUCGUAGUGCUUCCAGCAGGUGCUCAAUGUGUUGAAGCGGAGCGUCUCCAAAGUGGAUAACAAACCCUUCACGACGCUGAAUUUCACGGACUUGGGGUCCCCGUUCGGGGGGCCUAACGAGGAGCCGCCGGGGACGCCCAACACCAUGUCGGGGGAGGCGCACAUCGGGCCGCCGACGCCCCACGAGUCCAACACCUCGACGCCGGUGUCGAAGAGCGCCUUCAUCGAGCUGCAGCAGCACGGGUACGGGCCCUUGAGGACGUCCUACCAGCACCACUUUAACUCGCCGGCGGGAAACGCGCACACGGGGCCGACGGGCACCCAUGACGCGGGCUUCCCGAGUCCCAGGGGGGCUCUAGGGGCUUAUCCCUUUCCGCCCAUGCACCAGAACUCCUACACGGGAUACCAUUUAGGAUCGUAUGCGGCCAAUUGUCCGCCUUCGCCCAAAGAUGAUGAAAAGUGUUUAUCGUUGGAGAGGCCGUCGGGCGGCGGCAAGGGCAAGAAGAUGAGGAAACCGAGAACAAUCUAUUCAAGUCUUCAGCUCCAACAGUUGAACCGGCGGUUUCAAAGAACGCAGUACCUGGCCUUGCCCGAAAGGGCCGAAUUAGCAGCCAGUUUAGGUUUAACGCAAACCCAGGUCAAAAUAUGGUUUCAAAAUAGAAGAAGCAAGUACAAGAAGAUGAUGAAGGCGGCGCAGGUUUCGGGGGGCAAUAACAAUAAUGGGACACCUGGGGGGCACUCGGGCCUUCUGGGGCCCAACUCGGCGCUGCCGUCGACGAGUCCAGGACCCCAAGGCCAAAACAUGAUGGCAGGGGGCGGAUCGUCGAGCGGUUCACCAGCGACAGGGUACAUGCAGCACUCGUCACCAGCCCCCAGCUCGACCCCUGGCUCGGACAUGUCGGGACAACCGGCUGCUAGUCCUGGCUGGGACGUCAAGCCCCAGCAACCGAUUCACCCGCCACCUCAUCCAGCGCCGCACCCACACCCGCCACACAACUACCUCCCACAAUACUCGUGGUACCCCACGGACAACCCCGGCCUCCUCACGGUGUGGCCAGCUGUUUAAUACUGAAGAAAGUGAUUAGUUACUAAUUAGGUCUAUGAAAAUUUGAAUAACAACGGACAAAGUGAGUGUGCGAACGUAAAAGUAAAAAUCGUUGUUGAGUUAUGUUUGGAUUGCGACUACAGUUACGAUCUCAGCAAAGGCAGAAGAAAAAUUCCAUCCUGUUUGAUAAAUAAAACACGAGUUCGGUGCAAUAUGAAGUAAAACGAUUCAAUCAACAAUUAACGUCUUGUGUUAAUUUAUUUUCCUAUCGGUGACGUUUUGUUGGUUUAGUUGUUGCGCUUUUUCAUUCCACGCAUCAGUUUGUAAGAUAGUGAUACGACGUACUAGCGGAAUUCGUUAAUAAAUCCGUGGUAUAAAAGUGAUUGGCGUUUUGAGGUUUCGUGUAAUUUUACAAUAUUGUUUCGAACCUUUCACGACUCGUUUUUGUACCAUGGUUGUUUUUUUGGUGCGUUUUGUUGAAUAUACGAGGGAAAAGUGGGCGAGCGAUUGUUGGAACUUGACAACUUAAACUAAUUGCGCGAUUUGUCACUGUCGGUCUAUAAAAGUUUUAGUGAUUCCUUGUAUAGUAUAUUGUAAACUAUUAGUUGUUGAUGAUUGUGGUGAGUGUGAGACAGAAGAUGUACCUUAUUAUGUAAAGUAGUGUUUAUUGAAAACUGUCUAUAAUUUUAGGACGAAAUUAUUAUAAUUAUUAAAUGAGAAAAUAUUUCUAAAUGUGUAAAAUAUAUAUAAAUAACGAACUUUU
Tribolium castaneum (red flour beetle) is the source of this 1931-nucleotide messenger RNA. RefSeq names its product Distal-less (gene Dll). NCBI's taxonomy places the organism in Eukaryota, Metazoa, Arthropoda, Insecta, Coleoptera, Tenebrionidae. Gene Ontology annotation, molecular function: DNA-binding transcription factor activity, RNA polymerase II-specific; RNA polymerase II cis-regulatory region sequence-specific DNA binding. Gene Ontology annotation, biological process: regulation of transcription by RNA polymerase II. The record is from RefSeq and is marked validated.